Messenger RNA from Papilio polytes (common Mormon), 635 nucleotides. RefSeq lists its product as uncharacterized. Bases 74 to 619 code for a protein of 181 amino acids. NCBI's taxonomy places the organism in Eukaryota, Metazoa, Arthropoda, Insecta, Lepidoptera, Papilionidae. The record is from RefSeq and is a predicted model, not a curated record. The transcript is spliced from 5 exons.
UGUAAUUCUGUCAAAUUUAUUUUGUAACUCACUUUAUUGUAUUUCAUUUAAUAUUUAGAAAGAAAAAUUGACUAUGUGUGAGACUGUACCGUUUUUUAGGAAAUAUUGUGGAUUUAUUUCAUUACAACUUGGAAUGCUUUUUAUAAGCAUACAAAGUAUUGUAACUGGAGUAUUAGGCUUGUCUAUAAUAGAAGUACAAACGAACAUGGAUUAUUUGCAAGCAAAGAAUUUCACAGAAUCACUUCGGUCAACGGGUGCGAACCAUGUACUAACAAACCUUGACACUUCUAUUACUUAUGGAUUUACUUUAAUAUUCUUUGUGUACAUAUUUUUGGGUGUCAUUUUACUUAUUGCAACAUUUUGGGAUAACGAAUCGUUACUGCUGACAUUUGUUUGGGGUACAUUUCUGAAUGUAGCGUUCGGGUAUUCUAUUCUCGGAGGACUGGCGAUGGUCUGUAUAAUGGAGGAUGCCUGUUUGUUCAGCUCUAUGGAUUGGAUUUCAGCCUCCUUGCUGUUCAUAUUAUUGCUGUUAUUUUUCACUUUGUGGUUGUAUUACGGAUUCGUCGCGCACAGUUAUGUGGAAGAAAAGAAAAAUGUAACCGAAGACAGUAAUAAUUAAAAGUCCUCUAAAAAUA